GAACCUACAGCAGUUCGCGUUCAGUUUGCGUUCUUCUUGACGCUGGAGCAGGAUGGAUUAUCGAACCGACCAAGUGUCCAUGAACCCAAACAGCUACCCGAACCAGGGAAUGAAUACCCAGGCGGUGACCACCACUGUCGUUAACGUGGCCCCGAAUGUGACUUCGGUCCGUGACCACUUCCUUUGGUCCAUCUUCAACUUCGCUUUCAUGAACUUCUGCUGCCUGGGCUUCGUGGCGAUGGUCUUCUCAGUCAAAUCCAGAGAUCGGAAGGUUGUGGGAGACGUGGAAGGAGCUCGGCACUAUGCGUCAACAGCCCGAACACUCAACAUUGUAACGACAGUGCUGAGCGUCCUUGUUCUGGUGAUUUGCUUUGCGAUGCUAAUUGCUGGCACGUUUCGUAUAUCGCGAACAGACAACCACUGGAAAAACUCUAAUGAUUGACAUUGAAGCGAUGCUGGCAGUUCCAAUGGCAGAAGCUGUUUCCUUAUAGAAUUAUUUUCAACAUUUCCUAUACUUUUAUUAUACCGCCGCUACUUUCUUUCUAUGAUGUUUAUCUGUCGCUGACAUUUUUCGAUGCGAUCACCUUACAGUGAUACAGAUUAUUCUUGCAAAAUUUGGCCAAAAAGUGGCCUUCAUUGUAUUAAUAAAGCAAUUUAUAAAAGUU
Molecule: messenger RNA, 665 nt
Organism: Stegostoma tigrinum
Lineage: Eukaryota; Metazoa; Chordata; Chondrichthyes; Orectolobiformes; Stegostomatidae
Product: dispanin subfamily A member 2b-like
Exons: 2
Coding region: 53-442 (129 amino acids)
Cellular component (GO): plasma membrane
Source: RefSeq, a predicted model, not a curated record